UUAUGUUUUUAAUGAUUUAUUUAAUCAAUCAAUCUACAUUUUGAAUACUGCAGAGCUCUUAUAAUUUCUGUAGGACAUUAUGCAAUCCUACAGGACAGUAUGUGGGAAUGUACCCCGUCCUGUAGGAUUUUCAUUCUGUCUUGCAGGAUUCCUGUAUGAUCCUGUAUGUAAAUAAAGACUUUUAUUUUGAUCGGAUGGUGUGACGUCGUAAGGAUGCGCCCCGAGCGUGCAUCUGUUGUGAUUCAGCUGAGGAAAUGUUUGUGUUAAGUAUUUUACGGUGUUUAAAUCGAUACAAGCAACGUAAGAUAGCUAAAUAAUUAUUUAAUUUAGCAUUGCAAUACUUUGUAUAACAUAAAUGAACCUUAUUUUUGUUAAGUAAAUCGCAUCCGCUCAUGAGUAACACUACAGUAAACUUGCAUCUCGUUUCGCUCUCUAAAUACUGAAUCAGAGUUUGGUCACUGGCGAGUAGUGAUGGAGAAAGGGAGCUUUUCGAAACUCCGAGUCAAUUGAAUCAAAUACUUUGCAAAAUGAUUCACUGAUUCGAAGCGCUUGAAUAACCGCACGCUGACGACACCAGCUGCUUGUAAGCAGAACAAAAACAAACGUGUAAUGACAACUUUUACAAACCAACUGCAAAUUAUUUUAAGUGUAAUAUUAAAUAUCUACAAUGUAGAUAAAGUUUGUAUAAUUUGCAUGAUGUUAAUUUUUAUUGCUAAUUAUUUUAUUAUUAUUUUAUCAGGUCAUUUAAGUCCAUUAACUCUGACUGACUCUCUUACCAGUGCACUGAACUACUGAACUAGAUCUGAUUGAAACACACCCAGAAAUUUAGUUUGGAUUUAUUGUUCUUUCUCUUAAUUAUUCUCUUCUUAAGACAAACACACAGAAAAACUCAUGUUGAACUGAGAUCCAUGUGACACACUAUUACAAAGAUGGAGAUUAUUAAAGAGGAGAGUGAAGACAUGAAGAUGGUGUUUAUUAAAGAAGAGAGUGAAGACAUAAAGUUGCCGUUUAUUAAAGAGGAGAAUGAAGACAUGAGGAUUGAAGAAACAUUCAGAGUGAAACAAGAAGAAACUGAAGAACAAAUAGACCUGAUGGCACUGAAAGAGGAGACUGAAGUGAAUGAAAUGGAAGAGAAAGAUCAAUAUACAAAUCAUCAUGAUUUCAUAACUGGAGAAAAAUCUUUUAGUUGCUCACAGCCUGAAAAGACUGUCUCAGAAAAAAGAGCUCAAAAGGAAAGGACUAAAAAUCACUUAAUCUGCAAACAGUGUGGAAAAAGUUUUAAAAGAAAAGGAAACCUUAAACUCCACAUGAGACUUCAUAAUGGAAAGAGCCCAUUCAUCUGUCAACAGUGUGGAAACAGAUACACUAAAAAUGUUAGCCUUAAAAGGCACAUGAGAGUUCACGAUAGAGAGAAGACUUUCACAUGCUCUGAGUGUGGAAAGAGCUUCUAUCAAAUAGGAAACUUAAUAGACCACAUAAGAAUUCACACUGGAGAGAAGCCUUUCACCUGCAAACAAUGUGGGAAAAGUUUCAAUCUAAAAGGAAAUCUUAAUUACCACAUAAGAAUUCACACUGGAGAGAAGCCUUUCACCUGCAAACAAUGUGGGAAAAGUUUCAGUCAAAAAAGAAACCUAUGCAGACACAUGAGAACUCACACUGGAGAGAGGCUGUUUACAUACACUCAGAGUGGAAAUAAGACUAUCAUUCAAGACAGGAACCUUAAAGUUCACGAGAGAGUUCACACUGAAGAGAGACCUUUCAACUGCCAACAGUGUGGAAAGAAAUACACUCACAUAGGAAGUCUUAAUAGACACAUGAGAACUCACAAUGGAGAGAAGCCUUUCCCAUGUUCUCAGAGUGGAAAGACUUUUGACCAACAUGAAAAACUUGAAGUCCACAAGAAAAGUCAUAAUGGAGAGAAACCCUACAUGUGCACUCAGUGUGGAAAGAGUUUCAAUCAAACAGAACACCUUAAACUCCACUUGAGAAUUCACUCUGGAGAGAAACUAUAUACGUGCCAUCAGUGUGGAAAGAGUUUCAAUCAAAUUGGACACUUUGUAGACCACAUAAGCAUUCACAGUGGAGAGAAGCCUUUCACCUGCGAACAAUGUGGGAAAAGUUUCAACCGAAAAAGAUACCUAAACAGGCACGUGAAAGUUCACAAUGAAAAGAGGCUUUUCUCCUGCCAACAGUGUGGAAGAGCAUUCACUAACAAGGGAAACCUUAGCAGGCACAUGAGAACUCACAAUGGGGAUAAGCUUUUCACAUGCCCUCAAGUGAAUAGUUUGAAUCAAGAAGGACAACCUUAAAUUACACUUAAGAAAUGACUCUGGAGUGCUUUCAGUGUGGAAAGAGUUUCAAUUAAAUAGGACACUUUGAAGAACACACAAGAAUUCAUACGGGAGAGAAGCCAUUUAAGUGUUAAACACUUACCAUUAGGAUUCAUGUAUGAGAGAACUGUUUUAUGCCAUCAGUGUAAACAGGAAUCAUCAUAUGAAUCAUGUAACAACACCAGAGAAAAGCCUUUCAUGAGACGUCACUGUGCAAAGACUUGCAGAAAAAAAAUCAAACAUUGAGGUUCACAUAUACUCGGGCAGAGUACUUUUUCUUUCAAGAUAAAAUUAAAAACUUGUACGGAAACAAA
Messenger RNA from Megalobrama amblycephala (Wuchang bream), 2644 nucleotides. RefSeq names its product gastrula zinc finger protein XlCGF57.1-like. Gene Ontology annotation, cellular component: nucleus. The record is from RefSeq and is a predicted model, not a curated record. Bases 930 to 2309 code for a protein of 459 amino acids. Gene Ontology annotation, biological process: regulation of transcription by RNA polymerase II. Gene Ontology annotation, molecular function: DNA-binding transcription activator activity, RNA polymerase II-specific; RNA polymerase II cis-regulatory region sequence-specific DNA binding. The transcript is spliced from 2 exons. NCBI's taxonomy places the organism in Eukaryota, Metazoa, Chordata, Actinopteri, Cypriniformes, Xenocyprididae.